AGACCGAGGUGACGGAGAAGGAGGGGGAGGAGGACUUCGGAUUUUCCCGGUUGCCGACCAGCACAAGCGCUCGUUCCGAGCGAGACCUUUGUCGAGGAAUUGGAGGGAAACAACGAAGUUGACUAAGCGAGCUCUCCGACGAGCACGGGACGGCCAGGCAACCACGUCCGACCACGAGGAAGGGCCAGAAAGUAAGAGUCGACCUUCCAGGCCGGCUACCCCCCGCCUCCCCGGGCUAAUCUCGACGGGGUUCCCUUGUUUCCUCCUCGCCCUUCCGAGCCGUUUCCUGCCGCCUCUCCCCCGCUUCCCCCUCACCCGCGCGAUAAAAACUCGCUUUGCCGCUCCUCCGGCCAGCAUUGGCGACAAGAAGCGCUUCCUCCGAGACAGAUAUCAGAAUGCGGCUACGGGCGCAUGCCAACGGGGCGCUCAUCCUCAAGUUCCUCCUGGUGCUUGGGAGUGCCGCUGCUCAGGACGCUGCUCAGGACGGCGACAAGGACAGUGGAGGGGAAGAAGUCGAGAAGAGGCUGCUCGUGUUUCCGGACACGAACCUGCCCGAUUCCGGCAGCUUCUGCCAGUCUCCGCUCGGCACCUCUGGGCGCUGCGUGCCUUACCAGGAGUGCCGCUUCCUCUUCAACGACGAGUUCCUGGCGAGGCGGUCGCUGUGCGGCUUCAACGGGCGGGUGUCCCUCGUCUGCUGUCCGCAGCAGGGCCAGGGCUUCGGUAACGGCUUCGGAGGGGGCCUCGGGGGAGGAGGAGGCGGAGGAGGCAUCGUCUUCCCCGAGGUCCCUCAAGUCCCGCAGAACUUCCCGAACAUCGCUGGCGGCGGCGGCGGAUUCGGGCCCCCGAGGCGACCCUUCGGCCAAGGAGGAGGACUCCCGCCCAACAGAAACCCUUUCGGAGGAGGAGGAGGCCAGUUCGGGGGCAGAUUCCCCGGGAACCACCGCACCCCGCGGCCCUCGGGCCCAUACAACUCGCCGCGACCCCAGGGACCCAGGCAGUGGGGCACCAGCAAUUGCGGAGUGGCAAGUAGCGCCCUGGUCCGCAUCGUGGGCGGACGGGAAUCGAACCUUGGAGCUUGGCCCUGGAUCACGCUCCUGUUCAUCGACGUCCACGGCAAUGGGGUGAGGUCUCCCCUGUGCGGCGGGGCGCUCAUCACGCCUCAGCACGUGCUCACAGCCGCCCACUGUACCUUCAACGGAAACAAAUCGCUGACGCCAGACGCGUUCGUGGCCCGUCUCGGCGAGCACGACUACCUGAGCAACGAUGAUGGCGCCAACCCCGUGGACGAGCCCGUCGUGCAGAUCCACCGGCACAGCGACUUCAACUCCAGGACGUACCUUAACGACGUGGCAGUGCUCAAGCUGCGACGGCCCGUUCCCCUCAACAAGGACAUCGCCCUCAUCUGUCUGCCGUAUGGGCCACUGCAGACUGACACAUACGAGGGCAAGAUGGCCAACAUCGCCGGCUGGGGAGAACUCUACUAUGGAGGGCCGUCGAGCGCUUCAUUGCAAGACACCCGCAUCCCGAUCCAGAGCUUGGACACGUGCAAGGAGUCCUUCAAGCGCACCAGCAUCACAUUCACAGAUAACUACCUCUGCGCCGGAAGUCUCAAGGGAGACAAAGACGCUUGCAGAGGCGACUCCGGAGGACCGCUAAUGCUGCUGGAUCAGCAGGAGCGCUUCACAAUCAUCGGAAUCACUUCAUUCGGGAGACGCUGCGCAGAGCCCGGCUAUCCCGGGGUCUACACCAGGGUUGCCAAGUACCUCGACUGGAUCGCUCAGAGGCUAAACUGAGCCCCAUCGACCGCUCCAGCUCCAUCCUCCAUUACCUUCCCGCUCACUAGUCGCGGCCCACACCUCAGACCGCAAACUUUGUACAAUAAAACGACACAAAACUCUUCCAA
Molecule: messenger RNA, 1903 nt
Organism: Ixodes scapularis (black-legged tick)
Lineage: Eukaryota; Metazoa; Arthropoda; Arachnida; Ixodida; Ixodidae
Product: proclotting enzyme
Exons: 10
Coding region: 396-1793 (465 amino acids)
Biological process (GO): proteolysis
Molecular function (GO): serine-type endopeptidase activity
Source: RefSeq, a predicted model, not a curated record